This is a messenger RNA of Castor canadensis (American beaver), 2385 nucleotides long. The record is from RefSeq and is a predicted model, not a curated record. Lineage: Eukaryota; Metazoa; Chordata; Mammalia; Rodentia; Castoridae.
AUGGUGUUUUCCUGGCGAGAAGAUCUUGGAGCUCAGCGCCUGCUGCUCUCGCUUCUGCUCCUCGCAGCCUGGGAGGCGGGGAGCGGCCAGCUGCACUACUCGGUUCCCGAGGAGGCCAAACACGGCACCUUCGUGGGCCGCAUCGCUCAGGAUCUGGGACUGGAGCCGGAGGAGCUGGUGCCGCGCCUGUUCCGGGUGGCGACCAAGGACCGCGGGGACCUUCUGGAGGUAAAUCUGCAGAAUGGCAUUUUGUUUGUGAAUUCUCGGAUCGACCGGGAGGAGCUGUGCGGGCGGAGCACGGAGUGCAGCAUCCACCUGGAGGUGAUCGUGGACAGGCCGCUGCAGGUUUUCCAUGUGGAGGUGGAGGUGAAGGACAUUAACGACAACCCGCCUGUUUUUCCAAUGGCAGUAAAGAAUCUGUUUAUUUAUGAAUCCCGACAGGUUGGCUCUCGGUUUUCGCUAGAGGGCGCAUCAGAUGCAGAUAGCGGAAUAAACUCAUUGUUGACUUACAGUCUUGACUCCAGUGAGUAUUUUACUUUGGACGUUAAAAGAAAUGAUGAGGAAAUUAAAUCCCUUGGACUGGUGUUGAAAAAAGUUUUAAAUCGAGAGGACACUCCUGAACAUCAUUUACUAAUAACAGCAAUUGAUGGUGGGAAACCAGAGCUCACUGGCACCACUCAAGUGAAGAUCACUGUCCUAGAUGUAAACGACAAUGCCCCAGUUUUUGAGAGGAUGCUCUACAAAGUCAGAUUAUUCGAAAAUGCACCAAAUGGUACCCUAGUGGUGACUGUUAACGCCUCUGAUUUGGAUGAAGGAGUUAAUAAGGAUAUUGUGUUUUCCUUCCAUACAGACAUAUCAGCUGAGAUUCUGUCGAAAUUCCAUUUAGAUCCAGUCAAUGGAUAUAUCAGUGUGAAAGGCAAUAUAGAUUUUGAGGAAACUAAGUCGUAUGAAAUCCAGGUAGAGGCGACAGAUAAAGGAAAUCCUCCAAUGACAGAUCACUGCACAGUUCUAGUGGAAAUUGUGGACACCAAUGAUAAUGUACCUGAAUUGAUCAUCAAAUCAUUAUCAUCACCUGUAUUAGAAAACUCUGCCCUUGGCACCGCCAUUGCCCUGAUUAGCGUAUCGGACCUGGACUCAGGAGCCAACGGACAGGUGACCUGUUCCCUGAUGCCAGAUGUCCCCUUUAAACUGGUGUCCACCUUCAAGAAUUAUUAUUCCCUGGUCCUUGACGGCGCCUUAGACCGAGAGACCAUAUCUGACUAUAAGGUGGUGGUGACCGCGCGGGACGGGGGCUCGCCCUCGCUGUGGGCCACGGCCAGCGUGUCCGUGGAGGUGGCCGACGUGAACGACAACGCGCCUGCGUUCGCGCAGCCCGAGUACACGGUGUUCGUGAAGGAGAACAACGCGCCGGGUUCGCACAUCUUCACGGUGUCGGCGCGGGACGUGGACGCGCAGGAGAACGCGCUGGUGUCCUACUCGCUGGUGGAGCGGCGGGUGGGCGAGCGCGCGCUGUCGAGCUACGUGUCGGUGCACGCGGAGAGCGGCAAGGUGUACGCGCUGCAGCCGCUGGACCACGAGGAGCUGGAGCUGCUGCAGUUCCAGGUGAGCGCGCGCGACGCUGGCGUGCCGCCCCUGGGCAGCAACGUGACGCUGCAGGUGUUCGUGCUGGAUGAGAACGACAAUGCGCCCGCGCUGCUGGGGCCUGCUGUGGGCGGCGCGGUGAGCGAGCUGGUGUCGCGGUCAGUGGGCGCGGGCCACGUGGUGGCGAAGGUGCGCGCGGUGGACGCGGACUCUGGCUACAACGCGUGGCUGUCUUAUGAGCUGCAGCCGGCGGCGGGUGGUGCGCGCAGCCCGUUCCGCGUGGGGCUGUACACGGGCGAGAUCAGCACGACGCGCGCCCUGGACGAGGCUGAUGCGCCGCGCCAGCGCUUGUUGGUGUUGGUGAAGGACCAUGGCGAGCCAGCGCUGAUGGCCACCGUCACUGUGCUGGUGUCUCUGGUGGACAGUGGCCAGGAGCCAAAAGUCUUGCGAACUUCGGUUGGAGCUUCCAGCUCUGAGGCUGCGCUGGUGAAUGUCAAUGUGUACCUGAUCAUCGCCAUCUGCGCGGUGUCCAGUCUGCUGGUGCUCACGUUGCUGUUAUACACCGCGCUGCGUUGCUCAGCGGCGCCUUCUGGGAGCAUGUGCGGGCCUGGGAAGCCCAUGCUGGUGUGCUCCAGUGCGGUGGGGAGCUGGUCAUACACACAGCAGAGGAGGCAGAGGUGUGCUCUGGAGAGGUGCCACCCAAGACUGACCUCAUGGCCUUCAGCCCCAGUCUUCCACCAUGUCCUGUUAACCAAGAUAAAGAGGACCAACUGGUUGCAGAACUUGAUUUCUCUGACAAAGUGA